Staurois parvus is the source of this 354-nucleotide messenger RNA. The record is from the annotation of a GenBank genome assembly. Lineage: Eukaryota; Metazoa; Chordata; Amphibia; Anura; Ranidae.
CUUUUUAAAACAGUUAUAACCUCCCUGGCGGUAUUCCCGAGUGUAGCUCGGGGUAACAUUUCAGUACCAAAAGCGGUAACCCCGAGCUACACUCGGGAAUACCAUGCGGCGCUGCUCCGGCAUGUGUUCUUCACUUACCUUACCCUGCGCUCCCACGAUGUGUCCCCUGCAGCGUCCCCGGCCAUCUCCUCCGGCCGAUGCCAGCAUCCGGCUUCUGUGUCCUGUCCCUGUGACGUCGGGACGUUACGGGCGCCGCCGGCGGCGGGAAAUUUAAAAAUUUUAAAAAAUUUCUUUUUUUUUUUUUUUUCAUUUUACACAGUAAAACAUUGCUGUUUCAACCUAUUUCACAUACAU